Messenger RNA from Ylistrum balloti, 2746 nucleotides. Its product is annotated as lysophospholipid acyltransferase 5-like. Gene Ontology annotation, molecular function: 1-acylglycerophosphocholine O-acyltransferase activity; lysophospholipid acyltransferase activity. The transcript is spliced from 13 exons. NCBI's taxonomy places the organism in Eukaryota, Metazoa, Mollusca, Bivalvia, Pectinida, Pectinidae. Gene Ontology annotation, cellular component: membrane. Bases 1 to 1386 code for a protein of 461 amino acids. Gene Ontology annotation, biological process: lipid modification; phosphatidylcholine biosynthetic process. The record is from RefSeq and is a predicted model, not a curated record.
AUGGCGUCAAAGGAGGAAGGCUUGAUGCAGACGCUUGCUGUCACACUGGGCUCCAGUGAAAGUCCUCUGCGUUUUAUACUUUCACAAUUACUCGGGUACCCCCUUGCCGCCUUCUACCGACGAUUUGUGUACGGCCAGACAGCCAACAUUCAACAUAUAUUCUUCAUCAUAACUGGUCUAUGGAUCGCUUCCUUCAACUUUGGUUUUAGUGCGUUACACACCGUCAUCAAUGUGUUGGGUGUCUACAUUAUACUACAGACUUGUGCUGGCACUAGACUGUCGCUGUGGCUUGCCAUCAUAUUCAACAACGUCUACCUUAUUUCGGGAUAUUACAUCCUUGACAAUUAUGAAGAUAUAUGUUGGACCACACCCCUUUGUGUCCUGACUCUUAAGCUGACUGGUCUCACCUUUGAUCUCUAUGAUGCACAGAAAAAGGAGGAGAAGUUGUCUGCUGAACAGAAAGCUACAAUAAUAAAAGAGCCCCCGUCUUUCCUAGCCAUGCUAGGCCAUGCUUUUUUCUUUGGAGGAUUUCUUGCAGGACCACAGUUUAGUAUGAAGCGAUACCUGUCAUUUACAAGUGGAACACUACAAGAAAAGGAGUCCAAGGAUCCUCCAGACAGUGUUAUACCAGGACUAAAGAGACUAGGUCUGGGUGUUGUGUAUAUUUUCAGUGUCUGGCUAGCAAAGUUUUUCUAUAUAACACUGUGGGGACGAGUUAUCUUAAACAAAUAUAUUGGAAGUUGGCUCAUCGCAGAAGGAACAUGUAUACUGGUGGGCAUAUCCUAUAACGGCAAGGACAUCAACGGCAACAUAGAAUGGAACGGAGUGUGUAACGUACAACUAAGGAAGCUGGAGGAAGGCUAUCGACUUCGUGACUACAUACAAUCCUUUAACUACAAUACCAACCAGUGGAUGGCAAAAUAUGUGUUUAAAAGAUUACGAUUCCUAGGAAACAAAUUCAUAUCUCAAGCUGUCACUUUAUUUUACCUGGCGAUGUGGCAUGGCACAAGAUCCGGAUACUAUAUGAACUUUGCAUUAGAAUUUAUAAUGAUAAAUUGUGAAAAUCAGGUGAUAGGAUUAGUUCCAAAGAUUCCAGCCCUGGAGAAGUUUAAUAAUACAUCAAUACUGCAGCCAGUGUUGUAUAUCUUCAAGAAGCUGGUAACGACGUUCUGUAUGGGAUACGCCCUGCUUAGUUUUGUGCUUUUAAAUUUUACUGAUUAUAUGAAAGUUUACAGUCAACUGUAUUUCGUUGGUCAUGUUUUUUUCCUGGCCUGGCCACUACUAAAUAUUCUUAUAACGUCUGUGUUUGUCAGGCGCAAAUCUUCAUCAAAUGGACAUUUGCCAGAAAAAAAAGAUUCCGGGGUAGAAAAGGUGAAAGAAGAGUGAUACCAGAGGGAUGAGAGAAUACAGACACCUUAUAUUUGAUAUGAAAUUUUAAAUUAUUGUGAAUGAUAUAUAUUUUAUCUAAGAUUUAUAAAACUAUCUCCCAUAAUGGAGAGCAUUUGUGAUCUAUGUUGUUGCUGAUAACAGGUGUAUUUUUUCUGGUAGUGACUAGAUUGUUUGAUCUUAUGGGGAAAUAUUGAUCAAUAUAGCCUUAAAUGAUAGGGUUACAUGUUAACCGGGGGUCAGAUAAUCUAACGUUAAAAACUGAAAAUAAAAUUAAGACAAUAUGAUAUUCUUGUCAUGAAAACUAUAUAUUAGGAAAGAAUUUUUGCUGAAAAGCUUCAAUUUGAUAAAAAGAGAGUAAAAAAUGUUUGAAAUUAGGUUAGGGUUGGUUUUCACUUGCUUUUUGGUGAUAUCGUUUUGAAAAUUUGAAAGCUCAUAAAUGUCAUGUUAAAUUGAGAUUGAUGCCAAUCAGCAAGCCAGAUAUAAUAGCCCUUGUAAAUGUGUACUGUUGAACCUUGUACAGACCGUAUUUAUCCUUCAAUAAGCCCAGGUCUUGUAAUAAGCCCGCCCACUUAUUGUUCUAUAGAAUCAGCAGGUUAUUCAGUUGUUGUCUGUAGAGGGACCUCUCCCGAGAUCAUUCAAUACAGACCUAAGGGGUUUCUGUGGGAUACGUAUGGAAAGUGUACUGAUGUGUUGGUUUGUGAUUGUGUGUACCAAUAUGUAAAUUGGACCUUUCAUAUAGUACUGUAGAAAUAAUCACUCAAUGUAUUUUGUUACAAAUUUUUGCCCGGAUUGAAGAGCAUGAAAGGUCUUAUUGUGGGAGAAAAGUAGCGUACUAGGGGAAAACUGAAAAGUAGAAGACAAGCAUGUUACAAUGUCUACCAUACCACCUAUAAUAUAUAGGAGAAAUUAUCAUGUGUUUCGUGCCUUUCCUACCAUGUCUCUCCCACUACACCAUAAACAUUCACCUUCAAGGGAAAGAUUUGAAUACCUAGAUAUAUAUUUUGUCUCCUCUUCUCUGGUAAUAAGCCCAUGUCUGGUAAUAAGCCCAACUAUAUCCAUUUCUGUUUAUACAUGUACAUACUAUUUUAUCAUCCGUAUCACUUUGAGUCUGAGAUUGACCCGUGCAUGGGCUUAUUACCGAGUAAAUUACAGAAAAUCACUAUAUCUAUAAACAAUUUAUCGUCGUGUAGAAUUCUUUGUUAGCCAAGAUGGAAGUGAGUGGAGAUCUACAAGAGAAAAUGUAUGUGGUCAUGUGACCCAAUAAUAUUGGGCGAUUUAACCUCCGCCCCUCUCUGGGGAAAAGGCGAUGGCAGUUGUUGUUUUAAUAGAGUUUUACUGUUUUUCGGUGCUUGAUAUU